AUGGAGGGAAACUCAGAACAUGAACCCGCACGAGGGGAUCCAGAAACAAAAGCACCAACAGAUAUCAGUCUACCAAGCGAACCUCAAGGAACCCAAGGACAACUUGAAGUGACAGAAGAUCAAAUUGAAGACCCGACAAAAGAAAACGUCAAAUCAUGGAUCGAAGCCCAAAGCGAAACUCAACCACAACCUCCAACCGAACCUCCAGCAGUUGAGCAAGUUGACGAUGCUGUCGGAGAGCUGCCCCGCGUUGAAAAUACCCCCAGUACAGUACCUGGCGUGACUGGUACGACAGCUGUAAACGCUUCGACCACAACUUCAGCUCCAGGCACAGACACCCCAGGACAAGUACAAGAGUCAGCAGCCGAAGCCUCAUUUGGAGGAGUUGGAGCUGUUUCUGGAUCUGGAUCUGGGCCUGGACCGGCUUUGAUAACUCCACGCGGGCGGGCUGCAUCAACCUCCACUGGCCCCUCCACUACAACCGCCGGUCAUGGUCAUGUCCCUCAAUUUGUCGCUCCGUCAUCCUACCUCCGACGCAGGACUUCACUCCGAAGCCCGAUGGCACCCACCGAACCAAAGCCUCUAAGUCCUCUGGACAGAGAUCAGUUGCAGGGUCUGAAUGCCAUACGCGAUUUCCUCAAAGUUCGCACCAGUUACGAUGUUUUACCUCUAUCAUUCCGUCUCAUCGUCCUCGAUACCGACCUCCGCAUCAAGAAAGCCAUCGGCAUCUUGACGCAGAACUCAAUCGUAUCGGCACCUCUAUGGAACUCCAAAACCUCGCGAUUCGCCGGUAUCCUCACGAGCACCGACUUUAUCAACGUGAUUCAAUACUAUUGGCAGUUCCCUGACGAGUUCAGCAAACUCGAUCAGUUCCGAUUGAGUAGCCUAAGAGACAUCGAGAAAGCUAUCGGCGCAAUACCCAUCGAAACUGUAUCGGUUCACCCUUCAAAGCCAUUGUACGAAGCUUGCAGACGCAUGCUAAAGACCCGCGCCAGACGAAUUCCCCUAGUCGAUGUCGAUAGCGAGACCAACAAGGAAAUGGUUGUUUCAGUCAUCACUCAGUAUCGUAUCCUCAAGUUUAUCGCCGUAAACAACGAACACAACACCGUCCUCCUGAAGAAAACGGUUCGCGACAUUGGCCUCGGUACAUAUUCAGGUAUCGCUACAGCCUCGAUGGGAAGUUCCGUGCUCGACGUUGUUCACCUGAUGGUCAAACACAACAUCAGCUGUGUCCCGAUCAUCGAUUCUCACGGACGAGUUCUAAACGUUUUUGAAGCGGUUGAUGUCAUCCCCUGUAUCAAAAACGGUGCCUACGAUGACUUGGAUGGCUCUGUCGGGGAAGCGCUCUGCAAGAGAUCCGACGAGAGCCCUGGUAUUUACACAUGCAGUGAAGGCGAUCGCUUGGACUCCAUUUUUGAUACGGUCCGAAAGAGCAGGGUUCACCGUCUGAUAGUAGUGGACGAUGAUAACAAGCUCAAGGGUAUCAUUUCGCUGUCCGACAUUCUCAAAUAUGUACUGCUCUACGGAGUGGAGGAUACAAGCAACUGGGCUUGAGUAUUGACGAGGUUAUAAUGAUUGCAUGCCGCUACGAAUAAGGGAGCUCUCAGAGGCGCCGGAUGGAGGCAGGCAUAGAACAGGCGCAAGGGGAGACGGAAGGUUAUCAUGUGCAUACACUCCUUCGCUAUAGACCGUUGACAGGCCUGCAUGCAUGAUACAGUACAGCUGUCUCAGGAUGAUGACUUUGGUAGUGUCAGUGUUACAGUACAGAUAGAAGCUUUUCGGCUUCGGGAACCGAGUGGCUGUGAAUAUCUGGGUGGGAUUGGUCAGGUCUCAUUCGAUGCGACAUGCGGAUGACGGUCAAACUUGAUGCUGCACUCUGACGACAUUGGUGCUAUCUAUCCCAUUUCAGCAUUUAUCGACCAUUUCCCACUUUGGUUACUUUUUUGAUGCUAUUCAUAUCCAGUUUCUGU
Molecule: messenger RNA, 1970 nt
Organism: Fusarium verticillioides 7600
Lineage: Eukaryota; Fungi; Ascomycota; Sordariomycetes; Hypocreales; Nectriaceae
Exons: 4
Coding region: 1-1554 (517 amino acids)
Source: RefSeq, a predicted model, not a curated record